Molecule: messenger RNA, 2934 nt
Organism: Anopheles marshallii
Lineage: Eukaryota; Metazoa; Arthropoda; Insecta; Diptera; Culicidae
Gene: cg
Product: zinc finger protein 665
Exons: 17
Coding region: 19-2934 (971 amino acids)
Biological process (GO): regulation of transcription by RNA polymerase II
Molecular function (GO): RNA polymerase II cis-regulatory region sequence-specific DNA binding; DNA-binding transcription factor activity
Source: RefSeq, a predicted model, not a curated record
AAAACAUCUCGCGCCAAAAUGUGUGCAGCGCAGACGAAUGCUCCGGCCAGCUUUAAUUACGCGUGGGGCUUUCAGGAGAACCAGCGGGCCGACUCGGUGGUGGAGAUUAGCCAAAACAUCAACUACACUGUCGGCGAUGGAACAUCAACGGUCAAGUUCUCGGCCGGUGGCGGUAAAACCGUGUAUGUCGGUGGUGGAUGUCUACCGGACGGGGCUAGCAUUUUGCUGAAGGACGGCAAGGGUGCGAUCUCGCACGCCGGCGGUAAAAGCGUCCGACGUAUGAUCCUCGUAAACGAUUCAUCCACCCUGCCACAAGGAACACAACGGAUAAUUGCUACCAGCGGUACAGCAUCAGCCGUCUCUGCGGGCCAUGCGAAGAAACAUGAAGUUAUACCAAAUGGGCAGAUUGACUCAAAGACGAAGACCAUCCUCACGACGAGUGGUGCCGGUGCAUUCAUGUCCCCGAUCGGACCGAUUCAGCUGACGGCGGAGGAAUGCAACGAUAUACUGAUGAAGAGGGCGGCCGCCGCAGUUGCUGCCAACAAUCAGCACGCCAUCACCAACAACAACGAUGGCCAGCAUACCUCGAUUUCAGUCCAAGUGCAAAAGGUGAUUCAAGGGCUGGAGGAGGGUGAUGAUUCACAGGCCACCACCUCGAACCACCAGAUGAAGAUCGAACCGACACUAAGCAUUUCUCCUAAGCUGGAAGCACAGGAAGCGACUACACCGACACCGAAUGUGGUCCCGAAGGAGCGUCCGUACUCCUGCGACCAGUGUGGCAAAUCUUUCCUACUGAAGCACCAUCUAACGACCCAUGCACGGGUUCACACUGGUGAGCGUCCUCACGUGUGUGUCCACUGCGGCAAAGACUUUGCCCACAAGCACUGUCUCAACACACAUCUUUUGUUGCACUCGACCGAACGUCCGUACCAGUGUCAGGAGUGCAAGAAGAGUUUUACCCUGAAGCAUCACCUGUUGACACACUCAAGGGUACACUCGCGCGAACGACCCUUCGUCUGCGACCAGUGUGGUCGAUCGUUCCCGCUGAAGCGCCAUCUGGUGACGCACAGCAAGUUCCACGCCGGCGAACGUCCGUACGUGUGUGCGGACUGUGGUGAAAGUUUUGCCCAGGACGAACAUCUGGUAAUGCACUCAAGAUUCCACGGUUCGGUUAACCCGUUCCAUUGUCGCGACUGUGGUGCAACCUUCCCGCGCAAGUUCCAGCUGGUAAAUCAUGGCAAGAUACACGGACGCGUACCACAUUCGUGCACGCUUUGCGGCAAAGAGUUCUUACAGAAGCGUACUCUUGCUGCACACAUGAGAAUCCAUACCGGCGAUCAGCCAUUCCCGUGCAUUGCAUGCGGCGAAGGGUUCCGCACCAAAUCGGAGCUGAAUGCACACAACCGUCACACGCACAGUGGUGUUAAUCCGAACUCGUCCAACACCACCAUCAUUACGACCAACUCCGUUGUCACGUCGAACGCGCAACAGCAACAGGCCCAGGCACAAAGUCAACAGCAGCAGCAGCAACAGCAUCAGCAGCAGCACAUCGAUGUGCAGGAUGUUGCAAACGGAAACAUCAUCACGACGAUCGCUGCCACCGGCCAAGGAUCGCCUGAAACAUCGCCAAAGCCUCAGUACGCUUGCCGUGAGUGUGGCAGUGCGUUCAAUAGUCGGGAAGCGUUGGCACUCCAUCUCCGUCUGCAUACCGGUGACAAGAGUCUCAUGACCGAUCUGUGUGCGCUAACGGCAGCGAUACCGGGUCAUCUGUUCCCGGCCGUCAAUCUGAACGGUGACACGAUCAUGGCGACAAAUCCCGUAAUACAGAACUCUUCCUUUCCAGUACAAAUAAUCACUUCCUCGGGGCAGGUUCAACAUCAAACACAAACCGUCGUACAGCAGCAACAACAGACCCAACAGCAACAGAUUCAGCACCAGCAACAGCAGCAGCAGCAGCAACAACAGCAGCAGCAGCAGCAGCAACAACAACACCAGCAACAGCAACAGACAGUUGUCGUGGCACAGACCAAACCCAAAUCACACUACUGCACCCAUUGUGGCAAAGGAUUUGCGGCCAAGCACGGUCUGCUGUUGCACAAUCGUCGCCACCCGAACGGUGGUUGCACCGUUCGAACGCACGUCUGCGAGUGCGGUAAGGCUUUCUUCCAAAAGAACCAUCUGAUGCUGCAUCAGCGUCAGCAUCUGGAACAGAACCAACCAUCCUCCGGUCAACAGCAACUGGUGGUGGUAAGUUCUGCCCACGCGAGACACAUUCAGGCAACCAACCAGGAAUCGUUGGUACAGCAACAGCAACAACAGCAACAGGCGGCUGCUGCCGCAGCACAGCAACAGCAACAGGCGGCCGCUGCGGCGGCCCAGCAACAGCAUCAGCUGCAACAGCAGCAAGCUCAACAGCAGGCGGUGGCAGUUCAGCAGCAACAACAGCAAGCUCAACAGCAGAACCAGAACAAUCAGCAUGCGAUGCGCAAUCUGGUUAUUGCGAACCAGCCCGUGCAGGUACAGGUCUUGGAGGGUAACACAACUCAAGUAAUCAAGUACGAGAUCAUCCACGAUACGUCACGCCAGUCAAACGUUGAUGGUGGCCCUGCUACUAGUGCCGCUGCUGUCGCUACCGCUAAUGCCGGUGUUGUCGUUGCCGCACCCCAUUCCUCUUCCAACGUUUCCUCCAGUGCCGCUGCGCCCGUCGCCGUACCGUCGUCGACAGCCAGUGGCGAGAUGGGGAAAUCUCAUCAACACCAUCAUCACCAUCUGGUGGAGGGAACGGUAGAAGGCAGCGGUGGAGGAACAGGAGCAAGAGGACGGGCAGCAUCCCAGCAGUAUCUUAAUAUGUCCGACACGACGCAUCCACAUCUGGAGGGUACGAUCGUUAUUAUCAUCAUCAUCAGUUUUGGACCCUUUGGACCCGCAGGGUGA